Messenger RNA from Gossypium raimondii (Peruvian cotton), 710 nucleotides. RefSeq names its product protein CLAVATA 3. Lineage: Eukaryota; Viridiplantae; Streptophyta; Magnoliopsida; Malvales; Malvaceae. Bases 52 to 348 code for a protein of 98 amino acids. Gene Ontology annotation, molecular function: receptor serine/threonine kinase binding. The transcript is spliced from 3 exons. The record is from RefSeq and is a predicted model, not a curated record.
ACACUUCUCUAUCUUCUCUCUCGUUAACAUUUUGUUGCUAUAUAGUCUAAUAUGGCAUCCGCGUGUACUUUAAAGCUUGUUACAACCAGAGCUUUGGUGCUGGCCCUCCUAUAUUUGCUGGUUUUGCAAGGAGUUUGUGGCUGCGUUUCUGGUCAUGGAUGCUUCCAUGAAAAGCCAGCUCAAAAUAGAAAGAUAUUGCAUGCUGAUUUGAAGGAAAACAAUGGAUCCAUAACCGGUGCUGGGAAUAUGGAAAACUUUGUGGGAUGGGAAUUAAGGGCAGUGCCAUCAGGUCCAGAUCCUUUGCACCAUAAUGGUGGUAGCCCUAAGAAGCCUCGGACUGACCCUUAAGUUUCCUUUCCUUGCGCAUGUUUUAGUGUUUUGUUGGGGUGCUUAAUGAAUUAUAACAUAAUAUCUAGUCCGUUUCAGCUUCUAUUUUGGAGGGUAAUUGUUGUUUAAUCAUCAAGACACUUUGCCUUGGUCUCUUAUCUUUUUGUUCUCUAUUUUGAACUUUUGGUUUUCAUAUAUAUGUGUGUGUGUGUGUGUAAAUGCAAAUGUUUGGAAGUUGUUUGACGGUUGACUUUCAUGUAUUAAUUUAUCUUAUGGAACUAAGUUUAUAUUGACUGAUCUCAACUAUAAAGAGAGGUUAAAAACAUGGAAAAUUAAUGAACCCUUGAAGUAAAAACUAGCGAAGGAGUAUAAUCUGGGCUUUA